AUUGUGACGGGAACAUCGCUUUCAGCAGUACCUACUCCAGCAAAAUUUUCUAAUUGUUCUCCCUCCGCGUCUUCGCAGUUAGAUUGUCCCACUACUGCUACUAGUCUUUCAAGUCCAAGUCCUGCGAUUGACAGUCGUGUAACAACUUCUUGUCCAAAAGUAUUAUUAAACAAAGUGGAAGAACCAGAGAGCAGCAGCUGUAAUUAUGAGCCAUCAUCGAGUGCGUCAGCAGAACAAAUUGUUUCGUCGUCCGGUGCGAGAACGCUGACAGACGAAGCUUAUCCAUCCACUAGUACAACUAGCAGUAAUAUUUUUGAAGAUAAAGAGACAUUCCACGAGUUAUCUCGGACUAUACGUCGUCGAUUCAAACUGUUUCUACCACUUGAUAUUUCCCAUAAAUUAUUUCGAAUUGCAUUGAAGCAACCAAAUACGUUGAAGCAUUUAGGUAUUACUUCAGUAAAAGUUGGUGAAUCGGACAAAAUAUCAGUAGUUGCAACUGAUGCUUCAUUAAACCUACUUUCACUGCCUCAGUCCAGCACAUCUGAAAUGAAUUCUUUAGUUGGUAUGCCAGUGUGUGCUGAUGCUGUUGACAGAGCACAUGUUUAUGAUCCUUACCAAAAUGAAAAUAAUCGUCAUCAGUUAACACCAUCAACCUCAACUGGUCAUACAGUGAGAAAACGUAGAGCUGCUGUUGAUAAAGAUAGGAGUCAUAUGGCGGUUGAGUUGCAAAGUUAUGUAGAACCGACAAAUCUAGCCCCUAAUACAGCAACUAGAAUGGUUUCUGUUAAACACCAGCAACCUCAGACUGCUGCUAACACUAGCAGCCCAUUGCUGGUCAAUUUAUUGAGAAGUUCAUCACCUGGUGCUAGUGUCAAUAUGCACAGUUUACAACACGUUCCCCAUCCUUCGGUUGCUCCUGUAAUGCAGCAAAUGUCAGCACCACCUUCACAAACUCAGGGCACUGUUGGUUAUUCCUCUUAUCCAUACAUGGGACAAAGUGCAUUAGGCGCGUCGGUGCAACCUGGUCGGAUUCGUCCUUCAGCAGCCUUGAUGGAUGCAACUUCUUUAACUACCUCGCCAAAUGCGCAUUCUGAACAACAACAAAUGAUGCAUUCUAUUCCUCAAGAAGCAAGUGUCAGUAUGGAAAGACAUCAACAAAUAGUUGCUCCCCAGCAUCAAAAUCCACAGGGCCAACAGUUACCUCAAGCUUAUUAUGCACAAUACAACCAGAGACGUCCAGUGAUUCCUGGUUUCGCAGUUCGUGGACAAAUGCAACAGCAUCAACAACAGCAGCCUACUGUUUAUGCACAUCAGCAAGGACAGUUAAUGCGGCCUCAUUAUAUUCAUGUGCAGCAGCAACCUAGACUCUCUGGACAGUCUAUGCCAGUUCAUUUCCACCAGACAGUAUCUGUAGAACAGGAUAUGAACACAGCUGUCGUUACUGCUCCCCCCAAAAAGAGAAAACGACCUACGAAGAAACAGUUGAAAGAAGCUGAAAUGGCUGCGGCUGCUGUCGCUGCACAACAACACCAGCAGUUCAUGAUAGAGCAGCAGAUGAAUAGUCGAGUGCCUUCUGCUAAUGCUCAUACUGUCGACAGGCCUGCUGCCAUGUCGCAGGUUAUGCACGUUGCUCAAGCCAGUUCAGGAAUUUCAUAUACACAGCAUGCGCAAGCCUAUCCUCCGCAGACUUUACAUUCUCCUACUGUCUCUCCACAAGCAGCACAGAUGAUGCAGAAUCCAACAUCAAACUCGUAUUAUCAGCAGCAAAAUGUAUGGGUUCCACAUCAGCAACAGCAAAGACCACAAAUGAUAUAUGGUGGCCAGAUACAACAUCAGUGGCAAGGCAGUCAUUCACAUCACCCCCGAAUGUUAUAUCCACAAGGAGAUAACAAACAUGAUCUAAAACAUCGACUUUAUGUAAGAAAAGCAAUUAGAUUUCGUGCCACUGUGCAUAUGAAGGUGUUUUAUGGCUUCGGAAAAAUUGCCUCUUACAAACGAUUUUGGUAUGACGCUAUUCCUGGAAUUGUUUUCCAUAUUGUAGUAUCCGAAAUGAAUGCUAGUUCAUCAGGCAGUGUGCACUGUCCCACCUUGGCAAAUCGAAAUGCGAACAUUGAUUAUUCACAGGCAUCUCAGUCUAGCAAUACAAUGUCUCCACUUUAUCAACAACAACAGCCUAAUAUGUAUCAACAGCCACCAAAUCAGCAAACGCCUUCAUCUAGUUUAAUUUAUUCACAACCAUCUGUAUCACAGCAACAAGUCGUCAUGCCUUCAAGACCUCAGCAGCAACAAUCAUUGUCUAUACAUAGGCAAGAAUCUCACCAUCAGGCAUCUUUUCUUGCUGAGCAACACUGUUUAGAUAUGCAACCAAAAAGUUGUUUGCCUGUAUUGCAAGGUGAAGGGGAUUUUGAUAUGGAUGAUGAAUUGGGUGCCAAUAUAGCUGAUGACUGUUAUUGGAAGGUUUAUAUUACUAUACUGAACAAGAUUUAUGUGGUUGGAGCGAGUCUUGGGCCGAAAAUUUUAAUUUUAGGUGGUCAACAACAACAACAUCAGCAACAACAACAGCAACAACAACAUCAACAGCAACAACAACAACAACAUCAACAGCAACAACAGCAGCAGCAGCAACAACAACAACAGCAGCAACAACAACAACAACAACAGCAGAUGCAGCAAAAACAACAAUUUUACAGUCGUAUGGUCGCUCCUCAAACUCGUUAUGACAUGCAACCUCAAAUGCUGCAACAAAAUGUUGGUUACAUGCGACAGAUUUGCAGCGAUGUGCAUGUACGACAGCAAUGUGGAUUUCCAGGAACAAUGGGCCCACCACAGCCGCAACAACAGCAAUCACUUGCUCAGGAUUAUCCGUCUCCACAACAUCAACAGCAGCCGUCUCAAGGGACGAGUAGCUUAUUCAUGAGCCCACCUCCACAAUCUAAUUCUCCAAAUUCUUUUAUUUCUCAAUCCUCUCCUCAAAAAGAUGCCAAUAAUUUCGCUAUACGGCAGCAGCGACACAUUUCAGUCACGCAGCAGCAACAGCAAGUCCCCCAGUAUGUUCCAUCACCCCUGUCACAACAACAUCAGUCUGUUCGUACACCUCUUAGUGCCCCACCAACUGUGCAUUCACAGCAACAGUUGCAUUCAGCUUGUACAAGAACUGAUGAGUUACAGUCAUCUCGUUCAGAAAGACCGUUACUUUUAAACAAUCCGAAAUUUACUAUCGUUAUAGAUGGUGAAGCAACACCACGAGCACCAACCGUCGAUUCGAACACUGAUUCAAUGGAGAGUGACAAGGACCCAAUCAAUUCUACAAUCGUAGUCCUGCGAGCGCUUUCUGAUCAAGAUAACAUUUCCUCAGCUAGCGUAUCUAAUUAUUCUCGUGGAUCCAGAAAUCGUAUAUCAAUGGCACAAACUUCAUCUAUGGAACAUGGUUCUAAUGAACGGAAGAUAAUGAAUAAUAACCUUACUGCAAGUGUCAGAUCAGUAAAUACUACUACCAAGCAGCUAGGACAGUUUUACAACUCUCAGCAAAUUUCUCAACUUUCAAUUGUUGGUGAAAGUAUGACAGAUGGAACAGGAAUGGGUUCUGGUUCUCAUAAUGGGCAGAUAACUGUAUUAUCUUCAAAUAAAAUGGCAAUGUCUCCUCCGCAAUUAAUUUCUGUUGGUCGUGAGAACCUUCUUACUGUUACUUAUGGUGUAGCAAGCGAAAUAGAUGCCCAUGGUUUACGUAAUAAACAACAGGAGGAUCAAAGAAUUGGUGACAGAAUUUUAAAUCAGCGACCAAAUAGUGCAGUUGAGCAGCGUCAUUUAAGCAAUGGACAUGAAUCCGUAAAUGUAUCAAAAGAGCGCGUGUUCGCGCAGUCUUGCAACGGGAUACUUCCGUUAUCAAAUGAUGAGGACCGAAGGCUAACAAGUGGAUCGAUUUCAGCGGUAACAACACUUUCGGGUGGACAAACUUCCCAACGUUCAUCACCGAAAGCUUUAGGAACUGUUCGGCGUAAUCGCCGUAAAGCGGAUUUGUCUCUGGAAGCAUUGGCUCAUGAUGAUGAAGGUGAAAUUACUGUCCCAACAUUUGGAGCAUCCCAAUCAUCUUAUCAAACCUCCUACAUAAGACGUGUAGGUGGUCCUGGAAGUAUUGUCAUUGGAUGCAGUGGAAAUACUCCAACACAGCCGGCUUUCUCAAACAUCAAUGUACAAAAUGCUCAGAAUAACUUUUCAGCUACAGUGGCUCGUCAGCAACACAUGUUGAAACAACAGAUAUCCUGGUCACCUGUACUAUAUCACCUCACCCUACCAUCCAAAAUAUUAACCUCUAGUAGUAAUUUAGAAAUUUGGGUUGAUAAGUAAAG
This is a messenger RNA of Thelazia callipaeda (thelaziosis nematode), 4346 nucleotides long. The record is from the annotation of a GenBank genome assembly. Lineage: Eukaryota; Metazoa; Nematoda; Chromadorea; Rhabditida; Thelaziidae.